Megalops cyprinoides (Indo-Pacific tarpon) is the source of this 2544-nucleotide messenger RNA. RefSeq names its product chromosome 5 C2orf42 homolog (gene c5h2orf42). The record is from RefSeq and is a predicted model, not a curated record. Gene Ontology annotation, cellular component: nucleus. Bases 105 to 2249 code for a protein of 714 amino acids. The transcript is spliced from 9 exons. NCBI's taxonomy places the organism in Eukaryota, Metazoa, Chordata, Actinopteri, Elopiformes, Megalopidae.
UCGAGGGGAAGAAGCAGCCAGCUUUCCCGAGCUAAAACCGACCAUACAGCGCGGGGAUCCUAGGUGUGAAAACGCAGACCUCUGAUCAGGCUACAGUGAGGUGGAUGGAGAGUGCUCCGAUGGAAACGGGGGUGGCGGUGGUCACCCAGCCGACCGUGGUCUCCUCCACGGCCCAGACUCCCGCGCCUGCCAGUCUGGGAGCCAGAGCCCGGGACAGGAGGAAGACCCCCGCCUUCCUGUCCAACCUGGGCAAGCCCACCUUGCGCGGCAUCCGGAAGUGCCCCCAGUGCGGGGUGUACAAUGGCACCCGCGGCCUGAGCUGCAAGAAUAAGGCCUGCGGUGCCGUCUUCCGGGACGGGGGCGCGGCGGGCGGGAGGGGGUUUAAGAAGGGUGGGGCCGAGGUGGUGCGCCUGGUGAUCGACGGCGGGGGGGGCGGAGACGGAGGGGGGAGCGGCGGCGGCGGUGGCGCGGGGGGGACGCAGGUGUUCUCCGUCCGGCAGAGGGGGCGGGGCCCCGAGCAGAGGGGGUUCGUGGAGCUAGCGCUGACGGACACGGCCAUCGCCACGGCAGACGGGACGGUACUGACCCGCGUCAGCGUCGGCCGCUGCUUCCUCCCCUCCUGCCGGCAGGGGCAGGGCCAGGCGCUGAGCGUGCCGCAGGGGCGGGGGGGCGAGGGCCCGGCCGACGCGCUGCCCCGCCCCCCGCAGCGGCCCGAGAGCCCCUGCGCGCACGUCAAGCAGGCCAUGGAGUGCCACGCCCAGGCCACGCCCCUCCCCCUCAAGAGCUCAGUGCUGGAGUCCCUGCAGGCCCCCGCUCAGGCCAAAGAGGACCUGUGGCAGCUCGCCACCGAGUCCCCGGGGCCGCUGGUCCAGCGCGUGUCCCGGGGCACCCUGGUGGUGAAGUGCCACGUCACUGACACUCACCCCCUGGGCCUGCUGCACCUCACUGUGGGCGCUCCUUCCGGGGGCGCCAGGGGCGAGGGUAGAAUUAGGGAGGGGCAGCCGGUGCACUUCCACUGUGCGUGCCAGGCCUCAAACGCCAAAAGAGGAUCGGGCGCGAGGGCGCAUGGGGACGCAGUGCCGGGAGAGGAGGGUCAGAGCAAGGUGAGGGACGCCGGGGUCAUGACCUCGCUGCUGGCUGACGCCCCCUCUCUCCCUCCACCCUACUCGUCCUGUGCCCCUGAGGUCUGCCUUCACUUCUACGCCUGCGUGUGCGCUUUCGCCAGCGACGAGAAGCUGGCCGCCGAGUUUGCCACCUUCCUCAACUAUGACGCCAACGGUCUGCAGGUGAACACUGACUGCACAGCGCUUUGUGCUGCCGGUCCCCAGCUGCUGACUGAGCCCAGCGCUCCUCACAGAUCCAAGAGAGUCCGCCUGGAGGAGACGGCCCCAGUGACGUCCUCCACCCUGGCUACCAGAGACAGUUUGCCCGCACCUCCACUGCGGAAAGGAGGCCACAGGAAGCAGCCCAUAUCCACCACGCUCAAGAGCCCAGGAAACAGCCAGCCGGUGGAUGAGACCCAUGUCUCCCUGCCCUUCCAGCAGUGGCUGGCCAGCGUCACGGAGAGGAUCCACCAGACCAUGCACUUCCAGUUCGAUGGAAAACCUGAGCCGCUGGUGUUCCACAUCCCUCAGGCCUUCUUCAACGCCCUACAACAGCGACUCUCCCUGGGGUCCAAGAAGAGGAGGCUGCCCAACUCCACCACAGCGUUCGUUAGGAACGAUGCCCUCCCGCUGGGAACCUUCUCCAAGUACACCUGGCACAUCACCAACCUGAUGCAGGUCAAGCGCAUAUUUGACACUCCAGAGCUGCCUCUGGAGUUGACCCAGAGUUUCGUGAAGAACCGCGACGGGUCCUUUUCGCCGUUCCGUUGCCCGGAAGCUCCUGUCGAGCCCAUUACUGAGGGGUGCGGCCGAGGUGAGAGGCCGCAGGCCAUUAGACCGCUGGAGCUGAGAACAUUCCUGAAAGUGGGGACCUCCACCUCAGAGCAGAAGGAACCCACUCCCUUUGUGAUCGAGUGGAUCCCGGACAUCCUGCCGCGGUCGCGGGUGGGGGAGCUGCGGAUCCGCUUCGAGUACGGCCACCAGCUCGGUGGCCAGCCCGACUUCUGCGACGGCGCAGCGGGGCGAGCGGGUGGGGCCGCGGGCUCGAGCUCGGGGGGCGGGGCCGGCGGAGGGGCAGCGGCGGCCGAGGCUGCCCAAUCCCUGCCCACACCCACCAUCGAGAUCCUUCGCGUCUCUGUCCCGUGAUCCCUUUCGUGGAGACGCGGAUCCUGUUUCUUCUAGCAGAACAGAGAGCAGGAAAUGGGAUAGAGAGAACGGAGGCAUCACAGAGACACAGGUGGAAAAACUGACCCUGGGAUUGGGCCAGGAUUGGCGACAGGUGGGCAAGUGUUCACAACCCCUCCGACCCCGACCUUCAUCACCGUGAUCAGACUAUUCAAGAUCCGUUACAUACCUCUGCAAGUCUGUGUGUGCUAUCUGUGUGUGCUUUUGUUAUUGUCUGGGUGGCAGCGUAGCAUAGUACUAAGGAGUAGGGAUGGUA